CUUUUAGUUCCUCUUCGUCACUCUUGAUCCCAUCAAACGUCGACGCUUUUCUCAAACAUAUCAGUGAUAAAUCACACAGCUAAAUCACACAUCAGAGACAAAUAUCAGAAUAAUGUCGAAACAAGACUCUUUAGCGCCAAAUAACUUGUCGCACUCCAUGUCAAUGCUAUCCCAGAACAACCAGUACCAGCUAUAUCAGUUACAGAAGCAACAGCAACAGCAGCAGCAGCGCACCAAGUCGAUUCGCUCUACCGCUGAUGUCACGGAAAACACUAGCACCGUCGCCGCCACGGGCUCCAGCAGCGUGAAGGACGUCAGAUCGCCGUUGUACCUCCAGUUGCCGGUGAAUUCUAAUCCCACGGAGAUUCUUGCCGCCAGAUUCAAUAGCUGGCGCUCGAUCAUCAAGGCGUUAGUCAACUACUUGCGCGAGGUGGUGAGCGUGCACGAGGAGAUUGUCAGACAGCAGCUCCGCUUGCAGCACGCGGUCAAUUUUCCGUUUGUGAGCAAUAGCAGGCCAAAACAGAGCUCAGGCCACGGGGCAGCUCAGCAGGAUGUGCAGUACCAGGAGAGCUUGUUGACCACCAAGUUCUUUUUACCGUUUGGCAAUGGCUCCGUUCAGGACCUACCAUCGAUUCUUACCCAAUACCACUCGAAAAACGUGUCGAACGCGUCCAAGACACUCAAGGAGUUAUCGCAGCUGGUGAUCCCCCGGUUGGAGGACUUGAGAAAGGACUUGUUGGUAAAGAUUAAGGAGAUCAAGAAUUUGGCAUCCGACUUUAAAAACGACUUGUCAGUGCAGGUGAACGAGACAAAGAACUUGUUGUCUCAAUACCAAACGGCGAUCGACACCUGCUCGAAGAAUCCAGCAAACCUUCUCCCAACUAUGGAUCCGUUCUUGAUCCACAGCCAGUUGGAGCAGCACCUUGAGGCACAGAUCACGGAGGAGAACUUCUUGCACGAUGCCUAUAUCAACUUGCAGACGUCCGGUAAGGAAUUGGAGAAGAUUGUGGUUAUCGAGAUCCAAAAUGCCCUUACCGCCUACGCCAAGGCCUUGGGCAUGGAAGCCCAGGCCGUAUUCGAUAUUCUCAUCACCAAGCUUGAUUCAGGGUUAUUGACCAAGGAACCACAGUUCGAAUGGGAUGCUUUCGUCGCGAAGGACAGCAACUUCAUUGACCCAAAUUUGCCCUCCAGAGCGUUUGCGCAGAUCGCCUACAACAACAUGCACAACCCGUUGAACCUCGAAGUCAGGUCCUCAUACUUGGAAAGACGCUCUAAGUUCCUCAAGUCGUACUCUCGCGGUUGGUACGUGUUGACGUCGAACUACAUCCACGAAUUCAAGUCGCCAGACCGUAAGAAGAACCCCAUUCCGAUCAUGUCGUUAUCGUUAUACGACUGCAGCGUGGCUGAACACUCCUCUGCUUCCAGUUCUGGUGGCACGUUCAAGUUUGUAUUGCAUGCUAAGCAAAAUGGGAUAAUCCAUAGAGGCCACAACUGGGUCUUCAGAGUCGACUCGUAUGACACCAUGAUCGCAUGGUACAACGAUUUGAAGCAGUUGACCAGCUUGCCCAACCCAGUGGCCCGGUCCCAGUUGAUGAAGGACCGUGGUGCCUCUGAACAGCGUCCUGAUGGCAGCGUCGCCCCCGUCCCCCCUAACACAGUAACUAACAGACUUACCGCUCCUACCAUUAGGGAAGGAACUUCCAGUGCUAGUGGCACCAUUAGAUCGGACUCAAUGAACUCCAAACUUGAGUACAUGAACUUGAGCGACACUCCGUUGCAGUACGUUUCCACUGGGGCUCAGCCACACUUACCCAACCGGAAUUCGUUGCCCCCCAGUGAAUCAUUAAGGGGUGAUUAUCACCGUAAAGAUGAUGGGGUGAUCGCUGUGCCAUUGACAGACUCACAUAACGAUGAGUACCAGCAGUAUUACCAUGCUCAUCACUCCCAGCAAGAGUUAUAUCCAAACCCUGUUAGAGGCAGUCAACAGCCGUAUCCAGAUACGUUGGUCAGCAACGCGCCAAGAGAACCGCACUUUCAGGCAAGGGACUUCUCCCGUGAGGUGAACGAUAGAGACAACUUGCUUUCGACCGAGGUGGAUAAGUCAUUCCAGUCUCAUUCCCAAGUAAGCCAGUUCCAGGAUACGCAGUUCAACAGUGAUCACUCUGAAGCGGACCUUGACCACUCGUACCGCAACACGUUACAGACAGAAUCCAGUUUUCACCGUAGCACUGCUACGGCCGCGACCAUGGCCACCACAGCGGAUCAAUCGUCCCUCGGGUUGACCCCUGUGUCGUCUCCAACCGGUUAUGACAAGAAAGCGUCGACGAAGGUUCCUCGUAUUCUUGACCCACAGGAGCAGUAUCUGUACUGAGGAGUUUUGUGCGCUAUAGCGUUUUUUAUUAUUGUUAUUAUUUAUAGUGGCC
Molecule: messenger RNA, 2423 nt
Organism: Babjeviella inositovora NRRL Y-12698
Lineage: Eukaryota; Fungi; Ascomycota; Pichiomycetes; Serinales
Product: SLM1 family PH domain-containing protein
Exons: 1
Coding region: 113-2371 (752 amino acids)
Source: RefSeq, a predicted model, not a curated record